Messenger RNA from Thrips palmi, 1056 nucleotides. RefSeq names its product ER membrane protein complex subunit 4 (gene EMC4). NCBI's taxonomy places the organism in Eukaryota, Metazoa, Arthropoda, Insecta, Thysanoptera, Thripidae. The transcript is spliced from 4 exons. Gene Ontology annotation, biological process: protein folding in endoplasmic reticulum. Gene Ontology annotation, cellular component: EMC complex. Bases 112 to 630 code for a protein of 172 amino acids. The record is from RefSeq and is a predicted model, not a curated record.
GUGCGUUUAUGCAGACGACAAAGACGGAAGACGGCUGCGCUGUGACUGACGUUUCAAUAAUUUUUGAUUAUUUAUUUCCUGAGUGACCGACACUUAGUGAACUGAAUCAAAAUGUCGUCGAAUCGCAUAAGUGCGAAAAAAUACAAGUGGGGGUUGGAUUUUCCCGUCAGAAAAACCGGAAAUCAAGAUGUUCUCUCUCCACCUGGCUUCAACCCAUCGGUUAGUCAAUCUAGUGUUGAAACAUCGAAGGAGAAUGACCCAUCCCAUUUAAUCAUAAAGAAGGCAUGGGACCUUGCUCUAGCCCCAUUGAAACAGGUUCCAAUGAAUUUAUUCAUAAUGUACAUGGCGGGGAACUCCAUCUCUAUUUUUCCUAUAAUGAUGGUUGGCAUGUUGCUAGUCCGUCCAAUUAAAGCCCUCUUCACUCUACAGAGCACCUUUAAAAUGAUAGAAGGCCACCACGCAUUCAUGCAGAAAUUUGUGUACUUCCUUGGCAACAUUGUUGGUAUGCUCUUGGCCUUAUAUAAAUGUCAAUCAAUGGGAUUGUUACCUUCUCACUCAUCGGAUUGGUUGGCGUUCAUUGACCCUCCAGUAAGACUAGAAUAUUCGGGUGGUGGCAUGUCUCUCAUCUAAUGUAGUGGAAUAUAACAGCUUUACUCUAAUUAUAAGGGAAUUUUCAUUUUGUUUUCAUCUUGCAUACUGUUCCUUCAAUUGUCCUGUCAUCUAUUUUAUACAUUUCAAUUUUGUUGUCAAAUUAAUGUGAAACUUGUAAUUUAGAGGGUUAACUCUGAUUGGCAUGAACUGCUGGAAAGGCCUGUCAAACCUGUGUGCUGUUUCUUUUAAUGGAGUUGUCAGUCUCGUAAGCAUUCCAGACCAUAUCACCUGCUUUUGGUAAUUACAUUCUAGAUGGUGGGUAAAAUGUAAAUUUUUGAGUUGUUUAAAUGUUUGAUUGGCUAUGCAUACUCCUUAGUACAUAGCUACAUAGUGGAAGUUUAUAAGGUGGUGAAAAAAUUGACUGAAUCAAUCCAUUGUUCUGAAUAAAACCAAAAAUCUGACUGA